Aspergillus melleus is the source of this 699-nucleotide messenger RNA. RefSeq lists its product as uncharacterized. The record is from RefSeq and is a predicted model, not a curated record. Lineage: Eukaryota; Fungi; Ascomycota; Eurotiomycetes; Eurotiales; Aspergillaceae. Bases 1 to 699 code for a protein of 232 amino acids. The transcript has a single exon.
AUGUUACUCCAAGCGCUUGUCUCGAUUUUGAGGUGGAGAGAGCAGCGGUACCAGCAGUCAGGAAAUCACAAAAACGCUCAGCUCAUGCGCAAACAACAGCACCUCCUGAUCGGCCUCUCGGAGGAAGACAUUCUUACAUUCAAAAAGUUUCUAGACGAAGAAUACUGGCUACGUCUUGUGGUCCAAAAAGAGGCUCAUUACUUUGAAAAACUACAGAAAUUGCAGGAAGAAGUCCGCUUAGAAAUGGAUGUUAAAACUAAGCAAAUAAUGACUCAACGGUGCGAUAUCCUGGAGAAAGGGCUGGAAUGGGCAAGCCAAAAUUACUUCAACGCUUCUCAGCGAAUACAUUACUUUGAUUGUUCAACCUUCGAUAAACCCUUGAAUCGUGCAAUAAAGUGCCUGCGAGAGAACCCCAAGUGGUACUUGUCAGAUUUCCUACGCUGGGACUGCGCCGGUCGAGGGGGUUGCUGUGGUCGCCUAUGUGGAUGCUGUGAAAGAUCGAGGAGUACUGUUAGGUCUUCAGACUUGGGCCAUUGUACAAUAGCCUGCGAAUGCUGUACCACAUAUCAAGGUUUCGAGCUGGAAAUCAAACCCGGGGGUGAAAAGGUUGCUUCGAUUAACGUGAUGGCCAGAGACAAUGACAGCUUUAGUGGCCGUAUGAUGGAUGCUUAUGUCUGGGGACUACGAACCAUGCAAUGA